This is a messenger RNA of Carya illinoinensis, 1948 nucleotides long. RefSeq names its product transmembrane protein 184B. The record is from RefSeq and is a predicted model, not a curated record. The coding region runs from base 399 to 1661 and encodes 420 amino acids. Gene Ontology annotation, molecular function: transporter activity. Gene Ontology annotation, biological process: transport. The transcript has 8 exons. NCBI's taxonomy places the organism in Eukaryota, Viridiplantae, Streptophyta, Magnoliopsida, Fagales, Juglandaceae.
CAGGCUAAAAUCUUAAGAUUCGUUUUAGCAUUUUCGCACCGUGUUUCGUUCCGAGUACCGACACCAUGAUCGCCGCCAUUAGUGGCUGCCACUGAAGCCCUUAUGCUUUUCUUUUCCGUUCUCAUAGUGCAUUUUCGCACGCCGUUGAGAUCCACCAUCUUCGUUUUCUGGCCUCUUUCUCCCUCGUUCCUAUUGGAAUUCCGAUCUCCAAUCCGCGGCAGCAGGCAAUAUAUCCGGAGGUAAGGGAUUGGUACUUUUUACAAUUUCAGCGAAAUCACUCCCUCACUUUGAGUCAGUUAUUCAAAUACGAUUAUUCUGACACCAACGAAGAGCAUAGCAUCUCGUCGCCCAUAGACACCAAGAUGAGGAACUGACUUUUGUUGGAAGAUCCGUCCACAAUGGGGGAAGUGGUUCCAAUCUAUUUCAGCAUUGUUGCUUUUAUUUGCACGGUUGGAGCCAUUGCUCUUGCUAUUAUGCAUAUCUACAGGCACCUUUUGAACUAUACCGAACCCACUUACCAGCGAUUCAUUGUCCGCAUCAUCUUCAUGGUUCUGGUUUAUGCCCUAAUGUCUUUCCUGUCCCUGGUUUUGCCCAAGGGCUCAAUCUAUUUUAGUUCCAUCCGGGAAGUCUAUGAAGCCUGGAUUAUCUAUAAUUUUCUCUCAUUGUGCCUUGCAUGGGUUGGCGGCCCCGGAGCCGUCGUGCUUAGUUUAAGUGGUCGGGUGCUGAAGCCAUCAUUGUGUCUAAUGACAUGUUGCGUCCCUCCAAUACCACUGGAUGGGCGCUUUAUACGUAGGUGCAAGCAGGGGUGUUUGCAGUUUGUGAUUUUGAAGCCCAUUUUAGUUGCUGUUACUCUCAUACUUUAUGCAAAAGGAAAAUAUAAAGACGGAAAUUUCAGUCCAAAUCAGUCGUACCUGUAUCUCACUAUCAUCUAUACCAUCUCCUACACAAUGGCUCUUUAUGCUCUGGCAUUGUUUUAUAUGGCAUGCAAAGAUCUACUUCAGCCAUUUAAUCCAGUCCCAAAGUUUAUAUUAAUCAAAUCUGUUGUUUUCCUGACCUAUUGGCAGGGUGUUUUGGUUUUCCUUGCUGCAAAGUCUGGAUUCAUCAAGGAUGCUGAGGAAGCUGCUCAGUUUCAAAACUUCAUCGUAUGUGUUGAGAUGCUUAUUGCUGCUGUAGGUCAUCUCUACGCAUUUCCAUACAAAGAGUAUGCUGGUGCAAAUAUCGGUGGCUCUCGUGGUUUGACAGGAAGUCUUGCGCAUGCCUUAAAACUCAAUGACGUUUACCAUGAUACAGUACAUCAGUUUGCACCAACUUACCAUGAGUAUGUUCUGUACAACCACAAUGAGGGUGAUGAGGGAAGGAGGACGUAUCGGUCGCGUACCUUUGUACCUACUGGUCCUGAGAUGGAGUCUGUAAGAAGAAACAAACAUAUAGUUGGAAACAAGUUGCAUGACAUACAGCUCUCCAGUCUCUCAUCGUCUAGUGCAAGUACUCCUGAAAAUCCCUUCUUUGCAACCGAUUCUUCAUCUGAUGCAAUGAAAUCUUCCUUGCUGGUGGAUACCUCAAGUUCUUUUUCUGUGCCCUAUGAAAUGUCACUUAUUGACUUGGAUAUGUCCAAUUACCCUCCAAAGGUUCCUCUGGCAAAUGAAACUGUGACUAGGUAGUAAAACAAGAUGAAACUUCGGCAGACAGGCAAGAGGAGUGUUGUCUUUAAGGAAAGAAGGGUGAAGAGAAAUGUCAAAAGUUGUUUACGAUACAGGAAAGCAGGAUUAGCCUAACUGUGUUCUAAUAUUGGUUUCAUGUACUUAAAAAAGUAUCGAAGUUUGCAUUUCUUUCUCUUUUUCUGUCUCACACGCAGCUGGUCUCUCGACUUUCUCCCUCCUCUUCUGGGAUUGUGGAAUGAUAUUCAGUAUUGUCAUACAUAAAAAGGGAAGCAGCCAUUAGAAAAGUA